Molecule: messenger RNA, 1128 nt
Organism: Aspergillus terreus NIH2624
Lineage: Eukaryota; Fungi; Ascomycota; Eurotiomycetes; Eurotiales; Aspergillaceae
Exons: 1
Coding region: 1-1128 (375 amino acids)
Source: RefSeq, a predicted model, not a curated record
AUGACUGGCCCGGAACCUCCUCGCCGAAUCCUUCUCGUCAGCAGCCCGCGCACUGCAUCCAACCUGCUCUUGCGGAUCCUCAACCUGAAAGACCAGCCCCACGCGCUCACCAACGAAAUCGGCGGCUACUUCUUCUUCCCUGCGUUCACAACCUCCGCCAAGGACGGCCGGCUCGCCAAAACGCGCGACCAAUGGACCGACGAAGACCGCAAAGAUGUGCAGUCCGCAUACCAAGUGUGCGUGGACCAGCUGGAAGAUUGGAGCGCGCGCGCGGCCAAGGAAGACAAGAUCUUGUUCGCAAAGGAGCACGCCUUCUGGAUCUUUGACCCGACAUCCAUCCACAAGUUAGGGGCCACCGCGUGCGGCGCCGGCGAGGCCGCUAAUGGAAACAAGCAACAUGAGCCCCUCUUCCGGCUCCAGUUCCCCAGCUCCUACGGCGCCUGCGACACGUGGUCGGAUCCGAACGAAACCGCUCUGCCGGACGAGUACCUGCGCACGUGGCGUAUGGCCUUUAUCAUUCGCCAUCCAGCCUUGAUGUGCGCGUCCUUCUACCGUGCCAUGAAGAAGAUGAUCCGCCUGGGAAUUCUGAAGGAGGACGAGUUGCCUGCUGUGUUUGCGACGAACAUGUCCUUCCAGUGGCCGCGGAUGCUAUAUGACUGGAGUGUGGCACAGGGAAUUGCGGGGUUGAAGCCGUUGAUCCUAGACGCCAACGACGUGAUUCACAACCCAGAGGUGGUUGUGAAAUUCAGCGAGCAGAUUGGGCUGGACUCGAGCAAAUUGGUUUUUGAGUGGGAGGCCAACAAGCCCAAAAAUGAGAAUGGAUCACAGCAGAACGGUGCCCAUGAAAAUGACACCCAACGAGCCGAGGGCCCCAAGGACAACGCGUCAAGUAGUUUUGAACGACUGCAGGAUUUCAAAAACGAGGACGCCAAACAAAUCAUGUUGGGCAGCUUGACCGCAUCCUCCGGGGUGUUAAAGGAGAAAGCCCCAGAGACGGUCGACAUUGCGGCCGAGGCCACCAAGUGGAAGGAGGAGUUCGGCGAGGAAGGUGCCUGCAUGGUGGAGAAGGCUGUUCGGGCAGCGAUGGCGGACUACGAGUACCUGAAGGAGCGACGAGUGAGGGCUUAA